AUGGGCGCACGCCCAGGGGCAUGGCCGUGGCCACAGCAGGAGUGGCCGGUGCUGGUCGGCGGCAGAGGCCGCGGGCGGGGCCGACGAGGACGACCGCCGAUGCGGCCAAACAGCGGACGGACGGGCGCGGCGCUAGGCAGAGCAGCAGGUGGGCGCGGCGGCCGGAGACAAGGCCAGGGGCGGGAUCACGAUGGACGGUGCGGGGAGGCGGCAGAAGCACCAGGAGGCGGCGACGGCAGCGGCGUCGCGGGAUGCACGGGAGCACGGCCGAAGGCCAACGGCGCGCGCGGCCACCUACGACGCGACAGAGACGAGGGGGAAGGAGGGGGAAUCAGCGGGGGCUCACAGCAGAGCGUAGGGGACGGCAGUGGGCUCGGGGAGACGCGGUAG
Molecule: messenger RNA, 390 nt
Organism: Aegilops tauschii subsp. strangulata
Lineage: Eukaryota; Viridiplantae; Streptophyta; Magnoliopsida; Poales; Poaceae
Source: RefSeq, a predicted model, not a curated record